CGGCCGACUAGACAAGGCUCAGUCUACGCCCGCAUACGAAGGGGAGGACACCGGCGUCGCUCUGCCAGCCUCCGCCACUACUCUCCAUACGCCCGCGUCUAACGCUGACAGUCCCACAAUCUUGGUCCACUCAGCAGAGAAAGCGGACCAGAUCUUGGAGUUCAAGAAGUCCAGCAGCCAGAUAGGAGAGGCGAUCCUACAGCAACGGAAACGAAACGAUGACAAAGAGAAAGUGCUGGAAGCCAUCAACAUCGCUGUUACGGAGCUCAGGCGAAGAUCUACGUUACAUGAGAAUAGCAGCGAUACUGUUGUGAUUAAUCAAACAAGCUUACACGUGGGACCUUCUAGAGUGGGCCGCGUUCCGCGGGAGCCGGGCGUGCUUGGCGUACUGGGUCCGGCAUCGGGGCUGGGGACCGGCCCGGCGCCGGGAACGGGUCCGACGCCGGGGACGGGUCCGACUCCGGGGAUGGGCCCGGGCCCGACGCCGGCCCCGUCGCUGCCCGUGCUGCGCGCCGUGCCGCGGCCUCACUCCCCGCCCCCGCCCAGACCCACCAGGCUGCUGCACGCCUCACAGAUAUCCCUCCCAUUACGUCAUAUAACGAAACACGACAUAAUGGUUAUCCCAAGUGAACGGCGCGAACUACCCCCCAUCAACCUAGAGAUCGAGUCCCCAUCGUCCACCACACCUCCGCAGACGAUGGACUUUCGCCCCGCCAGGAGGGACGGAUGCCACGAAGUAGUAGAGAUGAAAGCUCUGACGCUGUCCCCUUCUGCGGGCGUCGUCAAGAGUAUCUUCCCCACUUCCAAAUCUAGGAGUUUGAAGAAGAAGAACUCGAUACUUGCUAAACGUCGCUGCAUCCCGCUACGCAGCUUGCUAGGCUCGGGCGGGGACGGGUCCGGGUCCGGGUCCGGGGCCGGGGCCGGGGCCGGGGCCGGGGCCGGGGCCGGGGCCGGCGUGGCAGCGCGUGAAGGCGCGCGGCGCGGCCACGGCGCGCUGGGUGCCGCGACACCUGCUGCUGGCGCACGACACGCUCUACGCGUACCGCUCCACCUGUUGCUCGAAAGCGGACUGCAUGAUUAACCUGGAAGGCUUCACGGUGUGCGCCGCGUCCGAGGUGAAGUCCCGCGCGCACGCGUGGAAGGUGUACCACACCGGCACCGCCUUCUACUUCGCCGCCCACUCGCAGCAAGAGAUGCUGGGCUGGAUCCGGGCCCUCGCCGCCCACGCCCUGCGUGACGCGCCCUACACGCAGUUGGAUAUAUCCCAACAAUUCUCCGAGACCGAUUACUCGGACACGGAGUCCGACAACGAGAACUCGGAGCGGCGCGAGCGAGAGAGAGAGUCGCGGGAGCAGUGCGAGAGGGACAGGGACAGGGACAGGGACAAGGACAAGUCCAAGUUCGGCUCGUUGAAGAAGCUCACGGGCCGCAUGCAGCGCAGCGAGUCCUCCGACAACGUGGGCCACUCCACCAGUCUGGACCGGAAGUAUCUGAGGUUCUUCUCGAGGCAUAAGAAUAAGGACGAGUCUAAGCCCAGCAAGAUAAAGCAACCAGUCCCCAUUCCCACUGAGCAGUACCGCAGCUACAGACGGGCUCCCUCACCGGCCACUGCGGGAGGGACAGGGACGGCUAUAGCCGCGGGACAGGGACAGAAGGCCUCCCCUCCCCCUGCCCCUGCCCCUGCCCCUGCCCCUGCCCCUCCCUCCAUCGCUGCCCCGCGGCAGCUCACGCUGGAGGAGCUCAUGCUGGCCGAGCAGGACACGAGACAGAUGUACACGGAUCGCGUGGUGCUGGGGGUCCAGACAGACCUACAGAGACGCCUGGAUAGCGUGGUGCCCGACGUCGUAUACUCGCAGCUGCCCACGCCUGGGACGCAGAAUCGAAGCCUGUCCCGUACUGAUCGACCGCGCGUUCCUCGCUCGUCGUCUCGCGAGGCCCGCAUUACUCCAUCUACAGCGAAAGACGGGCAGGAGAAGUGUUCUCCCCCAGUAAGCGGUGGAGGGGACGCCCCCCCGUCGGUGGAGAGUCCGCACGAGAGAUGGCGAGACUCCUUGCGUAGAAAUCACAAGGUGCAUAGUGCUCAACACAAACCGAGUCCUUCGGCAUCUCCUUCGGGCGCGAGUUGGGGCGGGGCCAAUACGGGCGCGGCGCCGGGCGGAGUGUCUCGCCUAAGGCUGGUGUUUGGGGCCGCGCCACAGUACCCGCACUUGCAGUGCCCCCCCACGUUCCAGCCGGAGAGCUACUCGCUGGCCCGCCUCGCUCCCACGCGCGCGCCGCCCGCGCCCCCCUCCUAGCCCCCGCCGGGCCCCCUCCCCGCCCCUAGCACACGCAGUGCCCCCCCCCACGCUCCAGCCGGAGAGCUACUCGCUGGCCCGCCUCGCUCCCACGCGCGCGCCGCCCGCGCCCCCCUCCUAGCCCCCGCCGGGCCCCCUCCCCGCCCCUAGCACACGCAGUGCCCCCCCCCACGCUCCAGCCGGAGAGCUACUCGCUGGCCCGCCUCGCUCCCACGCGCGCGCCGCCCGCGCCCCCCUCCUAGCCCCCGCCGGGCCCCCUCCCCGCCCCUAGCACACGCAGUGCCCCCCCCCCACGCUCCAGCCGGAGAGCUACUCGCUGGCCCGCCUCGCUCCCACGCGCGCGCCGCCCGCGCCCCCCUCCUAGCCCCCGCCGGGCCCCCUCCCCGCCCCUAGCACACGCAGUGCCCCCCCCCCACGCUCCAGCCGGAGAGCUACUCGCUGGCCCGCCUCGCUCCCACGCGCGCGCCGCCCGCGCCCCCCUCCUAGCCCCCGCCGGGCCCCCUCCCCGCCCCUAGCACACGCAGUGCCCCCCCCCACGCUCCAGCCGGAGAGCUACUCGCUGGCCCGCCUCGCUCCCACGCGCGCGCCGCCCGCGCCCCCCUCCUAGCCCCCGCCGGGCCCCCUCCCCGCCCCUAGCACACGCAGUGCCCCCCCCCCACGCUCCAGCCGGAGAGCUACUCGCUCCGGAUAGAAGACGACCAUUCGACGCGUCUUACCAGAGACGGAAGGUUUUUUACUAGAAGAGCUGAGCAGCGACUGUUGGCAAUGUUUAUUUAUAUUUACUAUCUGUCAACUUGACAACAGUCUCUCCUUUUUAUUCCAACUAAAUUAUGAUAAGGACGAUCUGCUGUCAAAAUAAGAGAUUUGAAAUAAAUUUGUAUAACCAUGUGAAACAUCAUAAAACACGACCCUAACACUAACGAUAGUCACAAUGUAGUAGUCUGUUUAAUGAUUGAGGUAGACUUGAUUGACUUCCAAAACACUUUGAAUUGGAUCUGUACUGUUAUGAAUAAAAUAGAUAAAUAACUAGAAAAUAUCAUAAAGGAAUUUAUAAUUAAUCACAUGUCCGUCACUAAUCAAGUAGGGGAACCACUAAGAUGAAGGCGUGGGAGCCUCCCGCUCCCCUGCCCCUCGCAUGACGUCACGAAGGUGCUUACGCAGCUGACGUCGCUAACUGUACUUAAAAUCGGUUCAUGUAGAAAAAUUACACUUGAAAUAGUGUAAAUAAAGCUUAUGGCGAAUUUGGAAAUAUAAAUAUUAAGUUAAUCUGUGAAUCAACUUCGAUUUGAUAAAAGCUCUAGACCUUUCAUCGACUCUACCUUAAUCAUUAUACUCUAUUCAGCUUACUCUGAGACAAAAGGUUUUUCAACAGAUCUUAUUUUAUACACAUUUAAAAAAUAAUACAUUAAAAAACCUAUCUAUUCCCAAACUUUGAACUCAUUAUAAUAUAAUACUACAAAAUUUGAGGUUUUGUAAUCAGUCUGAUUACACCGGCCAUCUUGACUCUCGAUAAGGUUUGUAAAACAUCGGUUUAAGUUUAAUUAUUUUGUCGGAGAAGAAGUUGAAUAGAGCAGAUUAUUCUGACACUGCUCUUAUAAUUAAACGCUAUUAUUAUCUGACAAUACAUAAAAAGCUGCGCAACAUAGACUUUUGAUAUUAUUGAUAUCUACUACGUUGUUCGUGGCUGUAUAUUAAAAAAAAAGCAAUGUAUAUAUAUAUAUAUAUAUCAUUGUGAAACCGUAUGAUGCAUUAUAGAAAGUUAACGUAACAUAUCUUUUUAUAUGCGUAAUGAUAUUCAACAACUAGGAACUGACAAAAGGUCUUAUGAGUAAUAGAACAAUGUGAUUGAGUGAGAGAGAACGGUUGACUGAUUUCAAAUGUUUGAAUUCAACAAGUUUUUCGUGUAAUUGUGAAUCGCUUUAAAUUUUUCGGGUUUUACUGAUAUCGGAUAAGGCUAAUAAAAACAUAUAGAGGUAAUGUGUUAUCUUUUUUAAAGCAAAAUCUGUAAAAUAGUAGCUUAUUCUUUGUCAUAAACUUUUGACCAGGUUACUGUUAAAACAGUUACUAUUUAUUGAUAAUAGUCCAUUGAAACAAAUUUUGAUAUAUUGUUGAUCAUCUAAGAAAUUAAAUAGUUAUAAUAUGAUGUUUUAUUCCUUAUUUUAAUGGAGUAUUUGACAGGAUGAAAAAUAAAGUACCAAUUGUUGGCAUGUAAAUUUAAUAUGAUUAUAAGCUUUAAACCUUCUAAAAAAACAUUAAACAGAAAUGAUGUUCUGUGGUCACGUGACCGAAAACGCCUGGUAUUGGCUAAGACCAAAAUGACGUCACACGCUAGAAAAAAGUGACAUUGCAUUGUAUCGUUUGACGUUUUAAUGACAUUCGUUUGUCGUCAUAUGCUAGUGAGAGAUCAUAAUGUCCAGAGAAACGUUUUCGUGGCACCUUGAAAAUUUAACUUUUGAUUGUUUUCAUUUUUUACUGAAAAUACUCGACAAAAUGAUGAAUAUCCACUAUUUAUUGACUACGUUAACAUUAGUAAAUAACGUGAGAUCGUUUUCUAAAACCUGUCAAAUACCCCAUUCUGUACUUUGUGAAAUAAUUUACCUAAACAUCACUGCUCAAUGCCUAAUAAACAUAUUUAUUGUUUUCAAUAAUAAAACUAAGGUAGCAAAAAAACUUGCUAUAAUUACAAUUAUUUUUAAACCUUUAAAAGGUACUGAUCUUCAUAAACACAUGUUGUACAACUAGCGGUGCUUAAGUAACUUAAUGCUCAGUAAUUCAGCACAAAUUGUAUUAUUUAUUUCUAGUACAAUUCGUAGCACUUUUAGUUGCUAAUGUGUUAAAUUAUGGUGCUGCAUUUCAUGUCCUAAUAUUUAUAAUUAGAUACUUUAUAGAAUGCGUGCUAAAAGUACUACAUAUUUGCUUUAACGAUGUAUACGUAAUAUGUAAAAAUUAGAAAUUUUUAGCUAUUUUUUGAAACGCGAUACACGUAAUUGUAUUUUAGACAUACAUAGAUAGAUAAAAUAAAAAUUACUUUGGAACAAUAAAUUGAAUUGUAAUAUGUAUUUUAAAAGAAUUAUAUUUAAAUAUUACAUGCGUUCACAAAUUAUGCUCAGUAGUAUGUUGCAAAAUAUACUAAAAGUUACUACAUAUAAUGCGCUAAUAAACUUGUAAUUUUAUAUUAAUUACGCAUUUUAUGUAAACAAAAAUAGAAGAAAUCGUAAUAACUUUACCAUUCAUAGGGGUAAUUUCAUUUAAGUUGGCAUACAUUACGAUGAUAAAUCGUGUGAGUUCUAAUUUCAUCGUAGGAGAAUACUUUAUUAAUGAACUCGAGUGAGUACGGCACCCGUAGCACGAACCAAUAUCGAAUUUGAAAAGGUGGUCGAGUCGGUGGUAAUAUGGGACCGGGACCGCGGUAAUUCAUAAUUAUUUUUGAGGCGGCAAUUGGGAUCGAAGCUGGUGGUCCCGAAUGACACCUCUGUUUAAUAAUUAUUUUGAGUGGUAAGUUGAAACUAAAAAUAAAGAGAAAAGUGUUUGAUCAAGUCGAUCACAAUACGCGUCGAUAUUGGUUCGAUUCUUAUUCGAUAUUGGUUCGAGAUAAGGGUACAGAGGAAAUAAGUCCUAAAAGUGUAGACAGCACAUCACAAUGCCUAUUUUUCAAUUCUUUUAGGUUUAUGCCUUAUAAGUCUUUGACGGUGCAAAUAUUUUCAAAACAGGUGUUUUACAUGACUGAAUACCAAACCUAUGACGUCCAAUACUACAAGUAGAUAGAUAAAAUUUUUAAUCAAUAACUAAAUAAAAACCAACGCUAAAUGUAUAAAAAAUAGUUUUCGGUCGUUUCCAACAAAUAUCCUUCUCUGACUCAUCAUAGUCUCAUUACUAAUCGUCGUAUUUAUAAACAAUUAAAACUUUUUUCUGCCUCUCUUAAACGUUAAUUAUAUCUUGAUAGCAUUCGCGAAAGGGACAUUCUUACGUCGUCAUUUGCGUUUCGUUUUUAUAUUGGUCCGAGUUAUGACCAAGUAAUAGUCACUAUUUUUGUUGUUAAAAACCCAUUUUUUAGUGAAGAAUUCUAGUGUCAAAAAGUGAUUUCUUUACUAAGCAACAAGUUAUUACUUGUUUAAUAAAAAUACGACAGUAAGAGAACAUCGUUUUUGCUUCAACAAUAACAUGUAUAUUUUUAGUUUUAUUAAACGUUAAGGUAACUGGAAAUAAGUCGUUGAGUAUGGCCGCUAGAGGGAUCCAUUUUAUCUGAUCCUGUCAGGUAGCGUAGUCUACCCUAUGUAUUCUUUGGAUAUGCUUUGGGACUAAGAGCCGUUACGCACUGUCGACAGGUCGCCGGCGACCAAAACAUAGGCAACUAGGGCCGGAGACCAAGUCGAGCUACAGUAUUCCAAGUACAUUCGAUUUCCACGUCCAGUCGUUACGGCUUGUAUACCGGUUAAUUUUCAAACCUAAAUCAGUCAAGUACAUUAGGAGCGUUUUAUUUAGGUUUGGCUGUACCUUACCCUUAAAAAAACCGGUUUUCCUAAAGAGCGAAACAAAUAGGUUUUGAAUCAAUUUAGCGGUUUUUAAAGGGUUUCGUUUCGAUCUUUCUGACGGCAUCGAUAAUAAAUGAAUAACUUGACUCACUAGACGGUAGCAAACGUGUCAAUAAAUGUAUUAAUCUUUGAGCAUUAACAAGUUGUGACUUGAUUAGUUCAAACAAAACAAACUUCAAGCGAUACCAACGCGUGCACGUGUCGCUCUGGACUAAACCGGUUUAUUAAGGUUUUAGGUACCGCUUUCAUUUCGGACGCGCUCCGAACGAAACCUUUACUAAAAACCAGUAUUAACCUUUAUUUACCGGUAUUUUCGAAACCGGUUUCAAGCCCUGGUUACGACAGUCGCUCGCAGUGUAAAUGCUUCCAUUUGAAGCCGUGCUCCUAUUGGUCGCCGACCGGCAGUCGUUGUGUGUCGCCACUACGCGGCGAGUCGUCGAGUAACCCGGGCGACCGACGACCAAGUGCGUAAACACCUAUUUAAAACUAUAGUAAGUGAUAGUCGCCAUCGACCGAGUCGCCGGCGACCAGUCGACUGUGCGUAAUGACUUUAAAGUCUCGUUGUUUGAUACAUAUUUUAAUGUGGCUAUUAGUCAAUGAAACGUCAAAUGCAUAGUAGAAUUUGUCAAAAAUUGACCAAUGGUUACUUUUACAAAGUUAUUUUAACUGUAGUCACAUUUAACUAUGUUAUAUUAACUAUAUUAUGUUAGAAAGAAAGAAAAAGUAUUUAUUGGCCAUACACGCAAAUACAUAAUAUGUAGAAAAGAGAAAAAAACAAUGAGCUAAAAAACAAUAAAAUUAAACAAAACAGAGAAAUACAAAAGAGAAAGAAGAAUGUCGGAAAUAACGGGCUCUUAGUUUAAGCUUAUUAAAAAUAAUAAUUGCUUACGUAUCUGUAAACCAGUACAGAAACGACAAUAAAUAAAAAAAAAACUUAAAUUUAUAUGACGCUAUAUGUAUGUAUGUUAGUCUUAUCGGAAUGUAUAUUACAUUCUACUUUACAAUGUAAUUCUACAUGUACAAUUGUACAGUUGUAAUAAUGUUAGGAUUAAAAAUAAUUGUAAUAGAUUUCAAGUGACGUCAACGGAAGCUUUAAAUUAAUGGAGAUCAUCUUAUCUAAAACUGAACGUCCCACCACACUUUAGUGUUACUUUUAUCAGCGACCAAAGGGUGCUGCCAAGUUCGUGUCUGGCCGGCGACUGGAUCAACUGAAUGACCAAUGACUAUAGCCAAUUUGAGUGUGUGGCAUCUGUACACUGAUUGUGCAUGUAAGAAUAAAUCAGAUAGGGGCGGGCGUUCAGUUUUAGAUUCGACGAUCUCUACCCGGAAUGCUUGGAUUUUUACCAAAAGUUUAAUAUUCCAUUAGCUGUGUUAUGUAGGUGUAAAAUUAUCAUUACGUAGGUAUACUUAAUAAAAGUUAUAAAAUAAAAAGAUAAUGCUCAAUUGUUUUUAAAGUACUGGCUGUGGAGCUCAAAUCAAUAGCAGUACUAAUCACACACCAGCCUUAUUAUUGUAGAGGUAAUCGAUGCGCAACUUUGAAACUUGUCCAUAUGGGAAUAAGGUUCAAGACCUAAAUGUUAACUUAUACCGAAAAAUUACCGAUUGAAACUUGGUAAACCUUUGUGUGAAUUAUUAAUUAACUUCGUUUUUGGUCUUUCUUUCAUAUUCGUGUAAUGCUCCAAGAAUAGUGACGCCUUUUCUAUUUUUUUUUUCUAUAUGGCUUCGCACGGUUUGUGUAUUUAGCCAAUGUCAAGUGUAAAAUGUUUACAUAUUCUAUAGCACUCGUGGUCAAAAUAUUAGUCAAGUCAAAGUAAGUGGCAGUCAAGUCUAUCCCCCUUUCCCUAUGUUUCAGUAAAUGUGUGGGGAUUUACUGGAACCUCCCCGUGGACUUCUUGAGAGAACGUCGAAAGACACUUUCCGCUAUUUUGUUUCACUUGCCAACACUUGUGCAUGUUUCCGAACACUUAGUGGUUAAUAAUCCACCAUUAUUAGACACUAACAUCCGCCACUACACAAUUUUUAACAAGAAAAACAUAACUGCUAUAGUGACGCUUCCCGAUCCCGCCAAAAAGUCCCAGUGACGCCUUAGUCUGUACAAAGCUUAAAACUGUGCAUAGAUGUCAUUCCUUUUAGAAUUCAAUUAAGUUAUUGUUUAAAUUUCAAGAGGUGAUUGUGCUUAUUUUAACCUGUUUAACAAAUAGUUAUUUUGCAAUCAAGAGGCUAAUAAAAAUAACAGUUUGUAUCUACUUUUUAUUUAACAAGUUUCAAAUAAUUUAAGUUUGCUGAAUUAAUUUAUCAAUUUAAAUAGGAUGAAAGUUACCCUUUCGUUGUAAUUAAUCCUAUAAUUUUAAAUUAAACUUAAUGGUUACUUAACUCAUUUUAAAUAGCUAAAAGUGAAAAAUUAAUCCAUCAGCUACCAUUUACAUACCGGGGUAUUAAAAUGAAAAAUAUUCUUCAUUCAUGAAAAUAUACAAUUAUGGAAAAAAAACCAAAUGAUGUUUUUUUUAAGGGCCUAUCGCGAAUAUCUACUUGACAAUUGUUACUGAACACGUUUGGCAAUCGAUUAAGUAGUUAUUUGUGUGAAUUGGCAAUGUUUUGGCAAUAAUAUAUGAAACAAUAAAUAUUGUAUUAUCUUGUUUAAGAAUAGCAAAGUUACUAAUGGAAUUGAUUAUAAUUAUAGUAAAAUCUUGUAUUAGGUACCUAUUUAAGUUAUAUUUUUAUUUUAACAAUGGCAAUAUUUAAAUAAUCCUCAAAAAUUAUAAAUGAUGAACCCAUUGUUUUUUUUUAUUUGAGAAUUAAUUACUAUUUUUGAUGGUCAUUUAAAUAUGUGCCUUUAAACAAUAACGAAAAAUUAUGUAACACAAUUAUUUAAGUACUUUAUAAAAGGCAACAGCGCAAAGAGUUAUAAAAAAAUAUAUAAGUUGUACCCUAAUAUUAUUCUCAAAUGAAAAUAAUUUGCAGAGUAAAAUAACAUGAUGUGCUGUUCAUUGUUUUACUUUUACUGGUAUUUAUAUUAUAAUUGUAUAUUCACACGAGCACGGACUUCCAAAUGUAUAUUGGAUGAAAAUAAAAUAUCUUUUACAUAA
Messenger RNA from Chilo suppressalis (striped riceborer), 9912 nucleotides. Lineage: Eukaryota; Metazoa; Arthropoda; Insecta; Lepidoptera; Crambidae. The record is from the annotation of a GenBank genome assembly.